This is a messenger RNA of Conger conger (European conger), 995 nucleotides long. RefSeq names its product polycomb group ring finger 1 (gene pcgf1). Gene Ontology annotation, biological process: negative regulation of transcription by RNA polymerase II. Lineage: Eukaryota; Metazoa; Chordata; Actinopteri; Anguilliformes; Congridae. The record is from RefSeq and is a predicted model, not a curated record. The coding region runs from base 1 to 837 and encodes 278 amino acids. Gene Ontology annotation, molecular function: promoter-specific chromatin binding. Gene Ontology annotation, cellular component: PRC1 complex. The transcript is spliced from 9 exons.
AUGACAACACCACUCUUAUCCGGAAGUGAGCCUAAAGUGCCAAAGAUGGCGGCGCAGGGACCGAUGGCGAUAGCUAUGCGGCUGAGAAACCAACUGCAGUCCGUCUACAAGCUCGACCCGUUGAGAAAUGAGGAAGAAGUCAAGUUGAAAAUCAAAGACCUGAAUGAGCACAUUGUCUGCUAUCUGUGUGCAGGGUAUUUCAUUGAUGCCACAACCAUCACCGAGUGCUUGCAUACAUUCUGCAAGAGUUGUAUUGUGAAAUACCUCCAGACAAGCAAAUACUGCCCAAUGUGCAACAUCAAAAUCCAUGAAACACAACCCCUGUUAAAUCUGAAGCUGGAUAGAGUAAUGCAGGACAUUGUGUAUAAAUUAGUCCCAGGAUUGCAGGAGAGUGAGGACAAGAGAAUUAAAGAAUUCUACCAGUCACGUGGCCUAGAACGAAUCAUCCAAACCUCUGGGGAUGAUGCAGUACCAGAUGCAGCAGGCCUGCCAUAUACCAGCUUUGAUCACUCGAAAGCGCACUUCUACAGAUAUGACGAACAGGUCUCGCUCUGUCUGGAGAGACAAAGUGGUUCAUCUUCAUUGGCUGGGAAAGACAAGAACAAGCUGGCGCUACAGCAGAAGUUUGUCCGGUGCUCGGCGAGGGCGGAGGUGCGACACCUGAGGCGAGUUCUGUGUCACCGGUUGAGCGUGGAGAAGAGCCAGGUCCAGAUGUUCUUCAACAACGAGUCUCUGCCCGAUCAUAUGACCAUGAAACAACUGUGGCUCUCCCACUGGUUUGGCAAGGUGCAGCCUUUGGUUCUUCACUACACAAUCAAAGACAAGAGAACAAGAUAGGACCGGUUCCCGUUUUUAAAGGGUGUUUUUCUGAUGUACAUAUUUUGUAUUUUAUAUAUUCUAUUUUAAUGAUAUUUCUGUACAUAUAAAUAUACUUAGUUUAUUCUUUGUUCUACUUUCGUUAAAUAAAUAAAAAUAAAUUUUGUGAUAAGUGACAA